Morus notabilis is the source of this 1121-nucleotide messenger RNA. Its product is annotated as putative pectinesterase 63. NCBI's taxonomy places the organism in Eukaryota, Viridiplantae, Streptophyta, Magnoliopsida, Rosales, Moraceae. The record is from RefSeq and is a predicted model, not a curated record. Gene Ontology annotation, biological process: cell wall modification. The coding region runs from base 1 to 1080 and encodes 359 amino acids. Gene Ontology annotation, molecular function: pectinesterase activity. The transcript is spliced from 4 exons.
AUGGCCGUAGGAGCGGCUCUGUUAACGAUUCUCCUCUCCGUCGCCGCCGUGUUGGGAAGCGAUUACUCCGCGGUGCCUCCGAACAAGGCCCAGCUACACAGCUGGUUCAACCAGAAUGUGAGGCCAGUCAAUGAGCGGAAGUCAACGCUGGACCCGGCGCUGGUGGCGGCGGAGCAAGGCAGGAGAGUGAUAACGGUGCGAAAGGACGGGACGGGAAACUUCAAGAGGAUAACGGACGCCAUUAACAGCGUCCCUAGCAACAACAAUAAGCGUGUCAUCAUCAAAAUUGGACCUGGUGAGUACCGCGAGAAGAUAACCAUUGAUAGGACCAAGAGGUUCGUCACCUUGUACGGCAAUCCCAAUGCCAAGCCCACCUUGUCAUACGGCGGCACCGCCGAGCAGUAUGGCACCGUCGACAGCGGCACCUUGAUUGCCUUGGCUGACUAUUUCGUCGCUGCUAAUCUUAUUAUUAAGAAUACUGCACCAAAGCCGGAUGGGAAAAGAAAGGGAGCUCAAGCAUCGGCAUUGAGGAUAUCUGGUGAUAAGUCAGCAGUAUAUAACUGCAGAAUCCUUGGGUUUCAGGACACCAUUUGCGAUGACAGGGGCUAUCACUUUUUUAAGGACUGCUAUAUUGAAGGCACUGUAGAUUUCAUCUUCGGAAGUGGAACCUCUAUUUACUUGAACACAGAGUUACAUGUUGUGCAAGACAGUGGAAUAGAAGUGAUCACGGCGCAAGCAAGACAAUCAAACGAUAAUACCGGAUACUCGUUCUUGCACUGCGCAGUAACCGGCACCGGCAGUAACACCUUCCUCGGGAGAGCUUGGAUGAGCAGACCCAAAGUGGUUUAUAUCUACACCAACAUGGGCAAUGCCAUCAACCCUCAAGGAUGGAGCGAUAAUUUCCACCCUGAACGCGACAGCACUGUUUUCUAUGGAGAGUACAAAAACAGUGGAUCGGGAGCGAACAUGGUUAAACGAGUGAAAUACUCAAAGGAGCUAACUUAUGACCAAGCGAAGCCUUACAUGACGCUUGGCUUCAUCAAGGGUUCCAGUUGGUUGCUUCCUCCUCCAAAUGUGUAAAUUAUGUUACAAACUUAUGUAUUUACUUCUUUUUAUACAUA